GAAAUUCGAUUUAUCGAUAGGAUAGGAGGUUCGUCCCGUCUCUCUGGUUUCACAGAAUGACAGUUCCAUGGGCAAAUUCUGCGCGAGCAUGUAUAAGGAAUUAUUCUACUGUCAAUUAAUCCACGUGACGAUAAAGGAUUCACGUUUGUUCCUUUGAUCGUCGCGGAGCGCUCCCACGGGACGCGUGACUCGAAUGAAGAUUCGUGUCGUCAAUGUCACGGCUGCACGCCAUAGGCAAACGCAAUGAUACACAUUACUGACCAAGGAUACCUAAACGUAAAGUGAUUUGUGUACGUAAGACGAUUCCGUUUUCCAUAGAUUCGUCGUGUCUGUCAAAAAUGUCGCGUUCCCUUAGCCGUUAAACCUGCUAAACCGACUGACACCGUCGUUCUACUUAACUUAAAUUGCUCGAGAACAACGGCCAGCGGGAAAAUCGAAAAUUACGUCGUAUAAAUUCCUCCGAUGGACAUCGUUCACGGGCAUUCUAUUCGUUGUUUCUCAAAAGCCGGAUAAACAUGUUCGUUAAAUGACCUUACGAUCAGUGUAAGUGACGUUCACACCGCGAUGGAAAAGUUUGUCGUCGAUUUAGACAAGGUUUUGGACGAAUUUGAAUUUAACGAAGAUUGCGCGGAACAAACAGCAUCCGUUAAUGUCGCUUCUAGCAAUGCGUCGUCUUCGGCGACCAAGUGUAAUAUGGACUCCCCGAUGCUGUAUAAUUAUCUUUUGAUGGAGCCUAGAAAAACGAACAAAGAACGCGAUGUUAUAAUACCAUUGGAAAGGCACAAGGAUGUGCAACACAAUGCUAGAAGCAGCUGUCCCGAUGAGAAGAAUAUGGUUCAGGAAGAUUCGAGUUACAACAAAGAAGAAACAGAAGCAGAUAGUGGAAAGAACAUUAAUAAUUUUUAUAUGCAAGAAUGUACGAAUGACAACAAGUUAGCGCAGAAACAGUCUGUCUUACCAUAUGACAUGGAACCGCUUGUAAUGAUACACAAUGACAUAUCGCAAAAGUUAACGCAGAAACAACAAAACGGUCAUGGUAGUCCAAAAAUUGACAAUAGGUAUGAUAAAAAGUUGAAUCAAUUUAAUUCAAAGCCUAGUGUUAGUAAUGUCUUUAACAGUUUAAAUGAAUAUAUAAAUGCACCACCUGGAAGUUCAGAUUGUAUUGACUCUGUAUUAGAAGAUGAAGAAGUACAACCCGCUAUAGAACCUGAAAGUGUUCAUUAUGGAACCGAAGCGUCUGAAUUAAUUCGUGGCUCUGUUAAAGAUGUUGACGAGAAAGUGAGUAUAAUCUAUAAGCAAGUAAACGACACAAGAAGUUCAAAUAGAGAAGCUUUGAUUACAGUUGUCGAGAAUGUUGCACCAUCUACAAGCACAGAAUUGCCUGCCACGCUCGACGAUAUAAUUACAGAAGAUGAUACAAAUAAUGCUCAUACAAUAGGUUUUGAAGAAACUAAAAAUGAAACAGUAAUAUCCAGCGAUGUAACUGUAACCGACGAUUCCAGCGAAUUAAGUAAUAAGGUAGAAGUCUCAAACGAAGCGACCUGUAGUCUGCAUAAUUUUGAUUCUGUACAUAAAAAUGUCGAUCUUAUAGAUAAAAACUGUACUUCAACGUUUGAAGAUCAGAAAUUUGAAAAGGAAUUUCAAAUACAACCGGACGAAAGUGAAAAGAAAUUGUGCAUAAAUAAUUCCGAUUCAUCUGAUAAAUCUAAGAAAAACUUGAUUAUUCCUGUACAAGAACCGGUUAGGUUUGAUAAGAUUGCUGAUUUAUCAGAGGAUGUAUUGACAAAGUAUUUAGCUGAAUUGGAACAAGACCAGGAAUUACAAGAAGAAAUUGAUAGACAUCGAAUUGGAGCAAUAAAUGCGGUGCAAAAUCUGAUACAUGAUCAAACGGAUUCGUCACAGAGUUCAAAGAAUAUAGAACUUUUAGAUGUAACACAGAAAGAGCCGAUCGAUGAAUUAGAAAAUGUUUCAACAAUUAGUCAUAAGAAAGAAGAACUAGGUAAAGAAUUGCAUGUUAAUGAAGCGGAAAAGCAAACUCAACAAAGCGAUGACGGCAUCAAAGAAGAUAACUGCGGCAACGAUGUAGAUGAUACAAACAGUAAAGUAAAACAGGACCAAAUCAAACACGAAGAUGUUCAUGUAGUUUCGGCGGAUGAACAUAUGGCCGAAGAGAAUAGUAACAAAAAUAUUGAAGAGCUUUGUACAUACAAAUUAAAUGCAAAGAAAGAACCAUCGAUCAGCGAUGAAACGGACAAGCAAUCGAGUAAACAAAAAGAAGGUGCUGCGCCUGAUAGUCAGACCAAUGAACUCAAGCUGCAAAACGAUGCUUCGCCUUCGUCUGAUAAUCCCGAUGAAAAAUAUUUGAUAGAGCGAUUAUUAGAUGAUACAACAAAGUACUGGAACAAUAGUUUGCUGAAUGAAAUCAUGGUAAAAGCGAACACGAGCGAUACCAACGAUGAAUCAGAGAAACCGGCGCGUCCUCAGACGUUGGAUAUUGUUUUAUCGAAUAACACGAACGACCGUCAGACUCUCGGUUCUAGUUCUGCAAACGAUACAUCAUCGGGUCAAACGCAAUCAAAUGUUGAUGGCCCUGCAGAAGAACAAGAACCCUCGUCAGACAUCCUAGAUAAUUCGUUACCGGAAUCCAAUUCGGUUCUAGGAAAGCAACCACCGUUCUGGGUUCCUGAUAGCGACGCGCCCAGUUGUAUGUUCUGCGAUGUAAGGUUUACGGUACUCAAAAGACGGCACCAUUGUCGUGCAUGUGGUAAGGUGUUAUGCAACAAAUGCUGUAAUAUGAAAUACAAAUUGGAAUAUCAAGGAAACAUUGAUUCUCGUGUUUGCGUUUCCUGUUAUCAACUUCUUACAAAAGCUGAAGCAGAACAGAGUCUUGGAGAAUGGUCCCCCAGUUACUGUAUGACUAACAAUGACAUCAAUUCACCUCAGGGAAGACAGCCUAAUCCAAAUAAUCCCAUGGAGUACUGUUCAACUAUACCACCCUUGCAACAGUUAGCUGGCGGAUUGCCUCCACCUCCCACAGUUAUGGUGCCUGUUGGAGUUCUUAAAAGAGAAGGUGGUACAAAAAGCCGGUCAGAAGUGUCAAAGUCUGUUAUGUUCAGUGACGGAAUAAGGCCUGGCUGUGACCUGACAGAACUAGAUAUGUCCUGGGAUUUGAAACCACCCUACCGAAAAUCUGGACCCAAGAGAGCAUCUGUACCUGGGUCAUCUGUGUCGGGUGCAUCUGCUAAGAGGCAAAACCUGCCGCGUCUGGACCCAAAUACUGAAAGUUAUGUGCCACAGGAUCCAAACUUUCUUCCUCCAACCGUAACGAUACAUAAAGGACAGGUAACGUACCAUGCUGCAACGGACGAGGGUCAACUUUACGCAACGCUGAAAAAUGAGUGCGAACCGCCUGUUAUAUUCGCCAUCAAUCGGAAUCUCUAUGCUUGCGUUAAAAUACUAAAUUUAAAUUGUUGUAUAAACAAAAUAUGUUGGAACGUAACGUCCAAAGGAUUAGCUUGCGUGGGACAAGAUGAAGUCAUACUACUAAUUGAAACGUUACCUGACGAGAUUGGGGUUCCAAAGGAUCUUCUCAUUUUCAUUAACCAGUUGUACCUUGAAGCUAUUAAAGGAAACACCGUUUCCGAGUUGGGAUUUUCACUGUAUCAGGGAGGAAAUCUUUUAGGUUCUCGAGAACAUUCUGGAUUCCUUUUUAUACGGCAAAGUUUGCAGUGUUUGCAGAAAAUUGUAUUGCCCCCUGCUCCCUUCUUAGUCGGUCUUCUAGUACAUAGAUGGGAGACGCCAUGGGCCAAAGUGUUUCCAUUACGGCUUGUUCUACGACUUGGUGCCGAGUAUCGUUACUAUCCUUGCCCAUUGUUCUCUGUACGGUUCCGGGACGCUUUAUACUUCGAGAUAGGACACACAGUUAUGAAAGUGUUGGCUGAUUUUCGAAACUACGCAUACACGUUGCCAGGAGUCAGAGGCUUAACGAUACAUCUAAGGAAUAGGAUGACGGACGUAAUGUUCCCGAAGAACCGAUACGAUCAAGUGAUAAAAGGCUUGAAUAACUCAAAUGAUCACGUCCUGGCGUAUGCCUCAAAUUUUAGCAUAGCGGCCGACUCGCACUUAGUUUGUAUACAAACGAACACAGGCGAUGAGAGUAGCUAUCAAACACAGGCGAUAAGUAUCAAUAAUAAACCUAGAACAAUAACGGGGACUAGUUUUAUUGUGAUCAACGGUGCAUUAAAAUCGUCCAUGGGACUGUCGGCUAAAUCCAGUAUAGUGGAAGAUGGACUGAUGGUAGAAAUAAUGCCGGAGAAAAUGGAAGCUUUAAAAGCAGCUCUGAAAAAUAUGCAAGAUUUUUCGAUUGGUUGUGGUCGACAAGGUGCGCCUGAACCCGAUGAGACGGUAAACAUAAAGUGGGUCGAAAACGAUGUACAAUUUAAUAUAGGUGUAAAAAGCCCGAUUGAUGGACAAUUAAUGGACGGUAUUCCAUCGAUUAGAGUCCAUAAUGGCACUGAUUACAAGGGAACGACUAGAUUCAUUCGUUGGACAGAAGUGUUCAUUAUCAAGUCUGACGACCACCCAAACGGUCUCCACGAUCCCCUGGACAUAAAUAAAUUAUCUGGAAAUAUAGCAAAAGCAACGUCCACAGCUUUGGUAAAGUUAUUGGAUCUCCUAAGUGCCGCUGGUUUCACAAAACUUGGUGUAAGAACAACCAUUCAUCCUGACAAUGUGGGUUACGAAGCCGGUAGCGAAGGCAUGAAAUUGCCACCGAUCUACAUGAACAGUCUGGACAACGAAUUAAUUCAAGUUUUGCAUAAGGCAGCGCAAAGCAGUCAGGAUACGCAUACUGUGCUUGAACUAAUUUUUUAUAUUCUUGACGAUUAAUGUCGCCAGUUACUUCUGUUUUGUUAACUAUUUCCAGGCAAGAUAUGGAAAUACAUAAAUAUACAUACAUAUAAUAUAGAUCGCGACAUUCAUACACUAGAGAUGUACAGUCGAAACUUUCGUGAGGAACGUCUAGGUAGAUCUCUUGAGUGGGGGAAAAAUAUUUUCUAACUGUAUGCUAUCAACAUAGUGACCACAGAAACGCUUAUAUUAUAAAUUGUACUAAAUCAUGUCCAUUAAAGAUAGAAAUGCUACUAAUACCCAAAUAUAAUUCACAACGCGCCGAGCGUUACGAAUCGAAUUCGAAGUCGGAUAAUCUGUUCUCCUUUAAAUUGUAUCAGUUCUAGAUUCUUAGCUCUCGAAAUCGAGAUAGCGUCUAUUAUUAUAUCAUCCGUUGGGAAACGCUUAUAAUAUUCUUUUAUAUAUUGUAUAUGAGUAUACAUUUUUCAAGCGUCGGAACUGUUUGACAAGAAUUUGUUCGCGGCCAAAAACUGAAAUAAGGGGAAGAAAUACCGUCAUUUGUUAUUUACAUUAUGUAAAUAUAUAAUACGUUUUGUUGUUAUUCAUGUAAUAUUUGUAUAAUGAUAGUUGAAUAGUACUUUUUUGACGGAAGAAAGUAUUAAAAAUGUUACUAAAUAAAAUGGUUUUUGUUAAUCCGUUGAACAUUUGCAUAAAUUUCUAAUUACGAUGACAGAACUCUAAUCACGUAUAAUGUAUCUAUAAAUACACAUACACAUGCA
Molecule: messenger RNA, 5627 nt
Organism: Megalopta genalis
Lineage: Eukaryota; Metazoa; Arthropoda; Insecta; Hymenoptera; Halictidae
Source: RefSeq, a predicted model, not a curated record